This is a messenger RNA of Raphanus sativus (radish), 592 nucleotides long. RefSeq lists its product as uncharacterized. Lineage: Eukaryota; Viridiplantae; Streptophyta; Magnoliopsida; Brassicales; Brassicaceae. The record is from RefSeq and is a predicted model, not a curated record.
CAUGGGAAUCUCCCGAGCUCGCUCAAGCACCGUUUGUAUUCUCCUUUUGCUCUCGCUGAGCUUAUUAUUUUCCUGUGCUUUCUCUAAAUCUCCUCGUCCUAUAUCCGAUGCGGAGAUCAGGGAGAAGAAGAACCAAUGCUAUGCUGAUAUUGAGAGUGGGCUAUGGGGUUGGCAAUGCAAAGCUUCUUCCAUAGCAAAAGAGAAUUGUGCGCUGCGAUGCCUUUCUCCGGUUUGCUAUGAGCUCAUAUAUGAGAGUGAUCCCCUUGAAGAAGGUGAAAAAGAUUUGAUUAGGAGCCAAGAAUACAAAUAUUGUAUGUACAAGUCUUCGCUCGGGGAGAGCUUAGAUGGUGUUCGAGGCAGCUUUUUAUAGAACCAAAGCCAACAAGACUCUCUUUAAUUGUGUAGCAUUCUGCUCUUCCAUGUUUGUAAGACUUCGAUUUUGUUUCAAACGCUCAUCAUUUGAAAAAUAAAAUUGCAGUUCUGCAUAAAUUUGUGAUUUUGUGAGCUUGUACUAUCCACAGUUGUGUAGCUUUACACAAACGUGGCAACACACGAGCAAUAGAAGCGAUGAGGAACUUCACUUUUAGAUUGA